Penaeus monodon (black tiger shrimp) is the source of this 1869-nucleotide messenger RNA. RefSeq lists its product as uncharacterized. The record is from RefSeq and is a predicted model, not a curated record. The transcript is spliced from 8 exons. Lineage: Eukaryota; Metazoa; Arthropoda; Malacostraca; Decapoda; Penaeidae. Bases 251 to 1423 code for a protein of 390 amino acids.
CACAAGCGCAGCGAGGAAAACAGAGUUAUAUUUCCGACUUUCCUGUUGAAAAAAAUCCCAUGUGUGCGUGGCUCAAGACGCAGUCUGUAUAAUGAUUGAGAACAGUGGAAUCAUCGUAAUAAAUUAUCCGUAUACUCUGGGCCCGUCCGUUUGUUAAGUGCAUGGGAGGAGAGCAAAACAAGGCAUGCUGAUGUCCAGUCUUGCUCAGUUUUCUUAGGAAGCAGAAGGCGCCCGACGUCCUUGUUCAACCAUGGUGCGAAUUGGCCGCAGGUGGAAGCAUCUUUUAACCCUACCUGCGUGCGUUUACUUCCUCGUUCUUCUCCUCCAAUUCUUCAGUUGGCAUGUGACCGACCUCUCAGCUGCUGGGGACUGCGGCGUGAAACAAGCAGAGGAAAUGAGCCCCGAAGACGCAGCCGCCGCCGUCGCAUCGGGCACGUUGAACUCUCCCUUGCUCUACAGACACAUCCUUCCUCCGGCUAAGUUUGAGGACGUCAAGUUUGCUCGAAAAUUCUCGCUUCCUGUUCCAGUCACCGAUCAUAAAGAAUUCUUCGGCCUACCAGCUGGGUUACCGCCGCACUACAGAAUCUCGGAUCACACGAAUACCACAGAGAUCAAUAUGCAGGCACUUGUAACCCUUGUGAAGAUUGCAACCACGAUAACAUUCAGAUGCAACAAAAUCCUGAAGCAAGGGGGAAGGACCUGCCAGAGAGUACCUGAUGGGGAUAAAAAAUUCUGCGCAGACGAAACCGUGGCGCCCCCUACCAGACCGUGCAUAGUAUACUCCAUCGGAAUCGGUCAUGACUUCAGUUUCGACAAAGCCAUGGGAAGCUACGGGUGUGAUGUGUUUGCCUUCGAUGAUGAUAUUUACCAUGACAUAUACAAGCGAAAUCCAUUCCCGAGGGUUCACUUCGCUCAUAUUCGGCUGGGGAAGUUGGUUCUCGUCGACACGGAAAUCAACAACAUUAAGAACAGCACUUUCGACUUCUUAUACCGUCCUCUGGAUAACAUCAUGUAUAUUCUUCAGCACCAGAAGUCGAAUAUCGAUUUUCUAAAACUGGACGUCGAGGGACAAGAGUGGGAUAUUUUUGAAGAGUCGAUCUUUAAGACGGACAUCCUGGAGAGGACGCGUCAGCUGGCCAUCGAAGUGCACAUGAAGAAGUUCUGUGAGAAGGACCUUCCUCCCGCUGACCUUAAUGGUGCCAUCAACAAGUAUCUCCGCUUCUACGAGGGACUCCAGACGCGGGGCUUCCAACUCGCCCACCACGAGCCGAACUACAUGGGUGACGAGGGCGUGGUGACCGUGGGCGGCAUCACCUUCGCCCCUUUGGCUGAGCAGCUGUGGGUCAACACGAGGGUGCGUGAGGGACGUCGACCGCGUUAUAGGCGUCCUAUCGACUUCUAUGUGGAGAAGUUAGAAGAGUGAUGGAUAGAUAGGAUUAUUUAUUUUUUUAAACAUAGAUAAAAUCGGUUGAUAGAUGGAACUGAACUACAUAGAAAACUGAGGGAUGGUUAGGAUUUUUUAUGUGUUGUAGAGAGAUUGAUGGAAAUAAAAUCAGUCGAUAGAUAGAGAGUAUAGAAGGGAUUGGAUAAGAGAAAAUUUUCUUUUUAUAUAAUAGAUAUAUAGACGACAAUAAAAACGGUCAAUAGAUGGAACUGGAUAAGUUAGAAGACUAAGGGAUAAAUAAGAUGUUUUUUUUUUGUUAUCAUAUUAUAGAUACGUAGAUGGAAAUAAAAAUCAGUCGAUAGAUACAAAGGAUAGAUGGGAUUGUAUAAGUUUGAAGACUGAGGGUUAAAUUAAGAAUAUUAUUUUAUUAUAAUCAUUGUAUAAGAGAUGAUUUGAUGAAAAAAGUUAUUGUGAAACAAAAAAGU